Molecule: messenger RNA, 204 nt
Organism: Anisakis simplex (herring worm)
Lineage: Eukaryota; Metazoa; Nematoda; Chromadorea; Rhabditida; Anisakidae
Source: the annotation of a GenBank genome assembly
AUGUAUAGAACACAUCUAUUGAAAGCUACAUGGAUUUUCAGGAUGGAGAACGAAAGCCGAGAGAAGGCGUAUACGCUGAUAACGUACACGGCAGCUGCAUUCUCGCUGGUGGCCAUUCUGGCCGUUUUUGUGACACUGCCCAUGGUCAACAACUACGUGAACAACGUGAAUGCACGUGUGGCACUGGAAAUGGAAUUCUGUCAG